This is a messenger RNA of Scophthalmus maximus (turbot), 1914 nucleotides long. RefSeq names its product HtrA serine peptidase 1b (gene htra1b). Gene Ontology annotation, biological process: programmed cell death; proteolysis; positive regulation of apoptotic process. The record is from RefSeq and is a predicted model, not a curated record. Gene Ontology annotation, cellular component: extracellular region. The coding region runs from base 79 to 1512 and encodes 477 amino acids. Lineage: Eukaryota; Metazoa; Chordata; Actinopteri; Pleuronectiformes; Scophthalmidae. Gene Ontology annotation, molecular function: serine-type endopeptidase activity; protein binding. The transcript has 10 exons.
CUGCUGCAGCUUUCAUAGAACCCGCACAGCUCCACACUCCAGCUCCAGAACCCAGCAGCAGUUUCCCAUCGUCCCGUCAUGCGUCUCCAGUUGGCCCUGUGCGUAACGGCCCUGCUGGCCUCCUCCUGCCUGGUGGCCGAGGCGCGGAGAGCCAAGCGCUUCGCCAUCGGCUGCGCGGAGAAGUGCGACAAGUCCCAGUGCGCCCCGAUCCCCGCCGACUGCCUGGCCGGCGACGCGCUGGACCGCUGCGACUGCUGCCCGGUGUGCGCGUCCGGCGAGGGCGCGCCGUGCGGCGGCGCCGCGGAGCGCGAGUGCGCCGAGGGCCUGGAGUGCGCGGUGACCGACGGCGUGGAGGUGUCGUCCACCGUGCGGCGCAGGGGCACGCCCGGCGCCUGCGUGUGCGCCGGCGGCACCGAGCCGGUGUGCGGCAGCGACGGCGUCUCGUACCGGAACAUCUGCGAGCUGAAGCUCGUCAGCAGCCGGGCGACGAAGCUGCAGCAGCCGCCGGUGAUCUUCAUCCAGAGGGGCACCUGCGCCAAAGGUCAGCAGAACCCCGACAGUCUCCGACACAAGUACAACUUCAUCGCCGACGUGGUGGAGAAGAUCGCACCUGCUGUGGUUCACAUUGAACUGUACCGCAAGAUGAUCUUCUCCAAGCGGGAGGUCGCGGUCGCCAGCGGCUCCGGGUUCGUCGUGUCAGAGGACGGACUCAUCGUCACCAACGCCCACGUCGUGGCCAAUAAGCACCGAGUGAAGGUGGAGCUGAAGAGCGGGGCCACGUUCGACGCAAAGAUCAAAGACGUGGACGAGAAGGCCGACAUCGCCCUGAUCAAGAUCAACGCGCCGACAAAGCUGCCCGUGCUGCUGCUCGGCCGCUCGGCCGACCUGCGGCCCGGCGAGUUCGUGGUGGCGAUCGGCAGCCCCUUCUCCCUGCAGAACACCGUCACCACGGGCAUCGUCAGCACCACCCAGCGCGGGGGCAAGGAGCUGGGCCUCCGCAACUCCGACAUGGACUACAUCCAGACGGACGCCAUCAUCAACUACGGCAACUCAGGAGGACCACUAGUCAAUCUGGACGGAGAGGUGAUUGGUAUCAACACUCUGAAGGUCACGGCAGGAAUCUCCUUCGCCAUCCCGUCGGACAAGAUCAGACAGUUCCUGGCAGAGUCACACGACCGACAGGCCAAAGGUCAAACAUUGCCGAGGAAGAAAUUCAUCGGCGUCAAGAUGAUGAGUCUCACUCCGGCGCUGGCGAGCGAGCUGAAGGAGAGGCAGUCCGACUUCCCCGACGUCACCUCCGGGGCGUACGUCAUCGAAGUGAUCAGCAGGACUCCGGCCGAGGCUGCCGGCCUGGAGGAGAGCGACGUCAUCAUCAGCAUCAACGGCGAGCGGGUCGCCUCGGCCAGCGACGUCAGCGCCGCCAUCAGGCGGGACGAGACGCUGCGGACGGUGGUGAGGCGGGGCAACGAGGACGUCAUCCUCACCAUCGUCCCCGAGGAGAUCGAGCCUUGACCUCACAGGGCCGACGAGCCCCCGACCAGUCGGCCGACCUGGAGCUGGCUCUCUGUGUUUUUCAAACCAAUCAGGAACACUUUGAAAAAACAAGCAACCAUUAGGGGGCACAUGUCGUGUGUGUGUGUGUGUGUGUGUGUGUGUGUCCGGGGCCACAGAACUAUUAGUACUACUACGUCUCGUCAACUCACACACACCUUCAGAAGUCCGACGUCAUGACCCCGGAUAUAUUAGUUUUGUUUUUUACUUCCCACCAUCACAGACCCUUCUGUACUCCACUUACUACGUCUAUUGUUAUCGCAGGUUACUGUCGUUUGGUCGUGUAUGUUCUUGAUGAAAUAUUUUUAUAGUAUUUUUGCUUCUGUUAAAUGUUUGAUAAAAAAAAAGUUUUUAAAAAGGGAA